AUGUUAACAACUUCUGUUCAAAUCAAGAUUCAACAAGAACUGCAAUUGAAUGCAUUGCUAGCCAAUGCAUUUGUCGCUUCAGUUGUGAAAGCAUCUGCAAACUCACACCCAAUUCAGCUUGACUCCAGAAAAGUCUUUUCGCUUGUAUUGCCACGCAAUCGAAAGCAGUACAAGCGAGUGUCAAUCUUGGCACGAUCAUCUUGGCACUCAGCAGCCAGCAAAUCGAAAGUGGAAUUUGCUUAUUGGAACAGAAAAAGCAGUGAUCAAAGUCAAAAAAUAACUGAGAAAUUAGUACUGGAGAAACUGGGAAGCGAACAGCUCAAAAAAGAAUAUGCCGAUUACAUUCAGUAUAAACGACAAUACAAUAAACUGACCGAAGGAGUUGAUUUCGAAUACCGACGAUUUAUGACGUACCAAAAAAAUGUCAGGAAAAUUAACGAUCACAAUGAACGUUAUGAACGUGGAGAGAAGACGUACAAAAUUGGAAUUAAUAAGUUUACAGACUGGGUGAUUUCUCAUUUUGCAGCCUAA
Messenger RNA from Thelazia callipaeda (thelaziosis nematode), 531 nucleotides. NCBI's taxonomy places the organism in Eukaryota, Metazoa, Nematoda, Chromadorea, Rhabditida, Thelaziidae. The record is from the annotation of a GenBank genome assembly.